Molecule: messenger RNA, 6077 nt
Organism: Canis lupus familiaris (dog)
Lineage: Eukaryota; Metazoa; Chordata; Mammalia; Carnivora; Canidae
Gene: ATL3
Product: atlastin GTPase 3
Exons: 13
Coding region: 171-1796 (541 amino acids)
Biological process (GO): protein homooligomerization; endoplasmic reticulum organization
Molecular function (GO): GTPase activity; GTP binding
Source: RefSeq, a predicted model, not a curated record
CGCACGCCCGCCCCGUGGUCGUUCCCUCGAAGCUCUCCGCGCCCCUCCUUCACCCCAGUCUCUUUUAGAGGCCAGGCCCCGCCCGUUUCCCGCCUCCUGGGCCCGGUUCGUUCCCGAUUCAGCCCGCCCCUCCCUGCGCCCCCGCGGCCUCUGCUGCAGGCGGAGGCUCCAUGUUGUCCCCUCCGCGAGUGGUAGCGGCUGCCUCGGGAGGAGCAGGUGAUGCCAUGGAGAGCCGAAAACCUGGUCCAGUGCAGGUUGUUUUGGUUCAGAAAGACCAGCAUUCCUAUGAGCUAGAAGAGAAAGCCUUGGCCAGCAUUCUCUUGCAGGACCACAUCCGAGACCUUGAUGUGGUGGUGGUAUCAGUGGCUGGUGCCUUCCGAAAGGGCAAGUCCUUCUUCUUGGACUUUAUGCUACGAUACUUAUAUUUCCAGAAGGAAGGUGGCCAUUCAAAUUGGUUGGGUGACUCAGAAGAACCAUUAACAGGAUUUUCAUGGAGAGGGGGCUCUGACCCAGAAACAACAGGGAUUCAGAUCUGGAGUGAAGUUUUUACUGUGGAGAAGCCAGGUGGGAAGAAGGUUGCAGUUGUUCUGAUGGAUACCCAGGGGGCAUUUGACAGCCAGUCCACUGUGAAAGAUUGUGCCACCAUCUUUGCUCUGAGCACCAUGACUAGUUCUGUUCAGAUUUAUAAUUUGUCCCAGAACAUUCAGGAAGAUGAUCUUCAACAGCUACAGCUCUUCACAGAAUAUGGUCGUCUGGCAAUGGAUGAAAUUUUCCAAAAACCCUUCCAGACUCUAAUGUUUCUGGUUCGAGACUGGAGUUUCCCUUAUGAAUACAACUAUGGACUACAGGGAGGAAUGUCCUUUUUGGAUAAGCGUCUACAGGUGAAAGAACAUCAACAUGAAGAAAUUCAGAAUGUCCGAAAUCACAUUCACUCAUGCUUCUCCAAUGUCACCUGCUUUCUUCUACCACAUCCAGGACUCCAGGUGGCCACAAGCCCUGACUUUGAUGGGAAAUUGAAAGAUAUUGCCAGUGAAUUCAAAGAGCAGCUUCAAACCCUGAUACCAUUUGUAUUAAACCCAGCUAACUUAAUGGAGAAGGAGAUCAAUGGCUCCAAAGUCACCUGUCGGGGGCUACUAGAGUAUUUUAAGGCAUAUAUUAAAAUUUAUCAAGGAGAAGAUCUGCCUCAUCCCAAAUCCAUGCUUCAGGCCACCGCUGAAGCUAACAAUUUAGCAGCUGCAGCCUCCGCCAAAGACAUUUAUUACAACAACAUGGAAGAGGUUUGUGGGGGAGAGAAACCUUAUUUGUCCCCAGACAUUCUAGAGGAGAAGCACGGUGAAUUCAAACAGCUUGCUCUGGACCAUUUUAAGAAGACCAAGAAGAUGGGUGGGAAGGAUUUUAGCCUUCGUUACCAGCAGGAACUAGAGGAGGAGAUCAAGGAGCUCUAUGAGAACUUCUGCAAGCACAAUGGCAGCAAGAAUGUCUUCAGCACCUUCCGAACCCCUGCAGUGCUUUUUACAGGCAUUGUGAUCUUGUACAUAGCCUCAGGCCUCACUGGCUUUGUUGGUCUUGAGAUUGUGGCCCAGCUGUUCAAUUGUAUGGUUGGACUGCUGUUAAUAGCACUUCUUACUUGGGGAUACAUCAGGUAUUCUGGUCAAUAUCGUGAGCUGGGUGGAGCAAUUGAUUCUGGUGCAGCGUAUGUACUAGAGCAGGCUACUUCUCAUAUGGGUAAUUCCACUCAGACCGCUGUGAGGGAUGCAGUUGCUGGGAGGCCACCUGUGGAUAAAAAAGCUCAGUAGCAUCUUGACAAGAGGAUUCAAUGAGAACGCAGUCAGCCCCUCCUGAUUUCUGGGUUUCUGCCACGGCCACAGGUCCAGAGGAACGCAGGUCUGGGAUCACCCAGGAAGAGCUGAAACUCAGCAGUAAUAAAUUAAUAGACCUUUCCCAUGGCUUCAAAUUCUUAAACAUUUCUGUUGGAAGCAUUUCUUUUCCUUGCUGAUAUAGAUCCAAGCCUGUGUCUGUUUUAUUACUCUCUGCUUUGUGCACUUUAUGGGGGAGAAAGCUAAAGGAAAAAAAAAUGCAAAUAUGGUUUUAAAUCCUGCAUGUGUCACUUAGUGCCUUUUAAGAUUGAAUCCAGGCUUUUGAAGACAAGGAUAGCCUCAUGAAAGAUUGCUGUUUAGUGGUGAAACCUGUCAGUUUCUUUUAUACUGUUACCAUUUAAAAAUGUUUACGAAAGUUGCAAAAGCUUCAGAACAAAAGACUGAAAAUGACACCAUUACACUGUUAUUUAAAGUCUUAAAGAAUCUUGCUUGCCAUAUAGUGUGGAAAACCACAUUCUAUUUAAAUCCAUCAUACACUGAAAUUUAUGGUCUUUUACUGACAGGCUAGCAGUUUUGUUGGAGCAAACUCUUAUUUUUACCUUCAUUCUUGUAGCUUCUUUUUAGAAAAGAGGCCAACAUGCCUUGAAAAGCCAGAGUGGCUCAUAAUGAAAGGAGUGAGCUUGAUACUUUAAAACAAAACAAAACAAAAAAACCCUGAGUUUGAUGAACCAUGUGACAUCUGAUAAGUCAUUUGAACUUGUGCCUUGGUCAGAUUCACUCUUUGCAGGUUUAUAUUCACAUAUGUAUUAUAUAUAACUCAUGGUUGUUACUUGUGAGGUCUAGUUUUCAAGAGUUCUGCGUUAAGAAGAUAACUUUAUUAAGGAUUAAAGGAAAGACAUUAUUACCAAACAUUAUUGUCUUUAGUUGUCCUGUUUCAUGUGGCCUAGGCAGUAAGUAAAUCAGGUCUUUAUCCAAAACAUUUAUUUGCAUUCUCCUAUGCACAAAUAUUUUUAAUAAUAAAGCUAAAAUUGUCAGUUUUGUUUAGUGAGUCUUCCUUUAUUAACUUCACUUGACUAAUCUGGAAACUUUAAAAUAGCUUUGGCUUAGUGAGGACCAAAGUCCCACCCAAAUAUGGAUAGUAUCUAGAAGUAUCUAAGUAAUCUUUUUUGUUACCUUGAUUGGGUGAAAAAACAUUUUAUCUGUUAGUUGCCUUUUCCUUUGAUUUAUAAUAUAAUGGUGAAUUUAAAGAUUUUUAAACUUUUAAAGAUUGCCUUGUAAGUAUUUAUGUAAGCAUUCAGGUAUGAGAAUAUUAAUUCUUAAGGUAAUUUUUGUUGUGGAAGGGAGAUAGGAAGGCUUAGGCAAAACCCAAGUGUUGAUUCUAUGUAUAUGAAGUCUAAGUGGAAAGCAGAAAAAAGAAGCAUGUAGUCUCUGUAUCAAAGAAUUUUCUUUUUAUUACUUUAACAUUUCACAACAGAAGUAUUUCUGUAAGUCUGAAUUAAUUCCAAGCAUUUUAUAUUUUUUUAUAUCUACAUACCAUCUUGCCCUGAAAUUCUUGCUAUUUUAUUCAUUUGCCAUUACAUUUUAGGAAAAUUCCUAAAAACUGUUUACUUGGAUAACAGUGAUGCUCAGUUUGACUGUUAAAUUGAAAGCUUCUCUUUGAAAUUUUGGUGCAUUUUCAGGUGGCCUCUCAUCCUCUCUUAUGUUUAUACUUAUUAGCUAAAGGCUUUGCAGAUGUGAGAUACUUGGCUUUUAAUAUAUUGUAGAAGCACAUUUAUAGAUUUCAGAAUAAUUGUCUAGAGUGAUGCUUUUAAAAGGUGAGAAAAGGAUGAUCUAAAACUUAUUUUAAUACUAAAGUAUUAGAAUUUUUAAAAUAAAACAUGUGAAAGUGUAUAACUUAGUGAAAUCUUAGUAUUUAAUUACUGUUUAAAUUCACCAUUUCUGUUUCAAUCUUAAAGAAAUAAUUUGGUUUAAUUGUCCUGGGGAAGCCUUAUUAUUUUUGUCUUUAUUAGUUAACUUAUUCUGCCUCUGGAAAGUGUUUAUAAAGCUCUCUCAGUGAAGAUCCUUAGUGAGUUUUUGUUGGCCUAUUUUCUUUAUUUUUACAGUAAAUUGGUAGUUUUAUAUCAAGUUUUUCAAUAAAAGAUGCAUUCUCAUUGCUGGCCUUAAAGAGUCCUGGGGAGAUUUAUAACCAGGGUGAAGAGAAUAUCUUUUACCUCUUAACUUCCCUCAGCCUUUAAUUCAUGGGUCAGAAACGGGUUCACGCUGAAAGUGUGUGCUUGUUCUAUGUUGCUCUGCCACUCCUGACCAGCCUUCUCAUGCAAGCAUUUAUGGUUUGCACAUUUCUAAUGGUUAUAUGGGGGCAUAUUCCUAUUAACGAAUAAGAGGAGGUUCUCGGAAUUUCUAUGAAAAGUAUUCAUUUCAGGAAAAAAAAAAUGUUUUCUUAAAUCCAGUUAGCUUUUUAUAGUAAAAAUAAUAGAAUAAAAAUUUCAGUUCUUUCAUGAGUAAUCUUUCUAGAUUGGUUUGUGGAUAAAAUGAGGGCAGAUGAUCAUGACUGAUGAUCAGCAUCUUCAAAGUCAUAUCCUAUUUUAGCAAUAUACCAAGAAGUCCGUUCCAUGGAGGUUUAUGUAUUAAUAUCUACUUUGUACUUGGUAGAAUGCUUAUGGAAUAUUGUUUUGCUUUAUCUGCUUUCUCUUUUCUCUGUAACAUGAAGUGAAAGGCUUUAGGCAAACAAACUGCCUUGUUACUGGCAGUGUGUUCUUAGCAGGUCAUAUCCAGUAUUCUACCUAACUUACAAAAGUGGUGUUUUGGAUAGUGUGAGUUUGGAUGGGUGUUUAUGUAUUAUGGGCAGAUUACAGAUAAGUAGGUUGACUUAAGCCCAGGCAAAAGUGACAAAAAAUAAAAAAAAAGGGUUUAUUUUUUCCUUUCUUUUUCUCUUUUUUUUAAUGAUUUAUAUGGAAGUCUUCAUAGGACUUCCUCCCCCACCCCACAUAGAACUAUUUAAAUGUAAUUUAGGAUGAUUUAGGAUGGCUCCCAUCCAAGGUAGCCAAUGUGGGCUACAUCUUUCUGGCUUACAUUUAGAUCUGACAAAAUUUUAAUCAAGGAAUAGGGCAUAAUGAAGACAAACUUCAGUCAUGAAAGUACAAAUGAUUAGUGUAACUGCUUUUUUAAAUGACAUUAAGCCCAUUGUAAGGGACCAUUUACUGUGAUAGAAUAGUUUUCCUUCUGUCCUUUUAUAGUUUUGGGUAGUGGCUCUCAUCUACUUUGGAGUGCCUCAGACUUAUUUGGGAGGUUUGUUUAAAGCCAUUCAGACUCCUGUAACUUCUGUCAGGGAUUGCCUCAGCGGGUCUGGGUUGUGGCCCUGGAAUCACCACUUUGAUAGGCAGUAGUGCAGGUAGCUCAGAGACCAGUGAGAUAGACUGCUCUGUGGGAUGGCAAACUGCAAUUCACUAUUGUUUGGAGGCAAGUGGACAGAUGGACAGCUUCUACCUGAGGCUCAGAAUAGGUGCUCUGCUACUGGAGACUGUGACUGGGAGUUCAUGUGUUCAGAGUAAUAAGGGCGAUGUCUUUCAUCUAGAGGAUUAGCUAAGCUCAUUAAAGCUGUUUUUCUAAAUUACAAUAACAUAGUGCCUUCUCUGGAAAAAGAAUGUACAAGUGUCCUGUUUACUAACAAGUGUAAUUAGGAUUUUAAAAACCCACCUUUUGAAAGUUUUUCUUUUAAAAAGCAAAGUUCAGCACUGUGACUUGAACCCCUCCAUCUUUUCGUGCACAGAAAACCUUAAGCCAUAAAUAAAAAUAAUAACAAAAAGGAUGGAGAAGAUAACUUUGAAAAUUAGGGACAGAGAUACCCAACAACAGGAACUUUUCAAAACAGGUCUAAAAGCAGAAAGAUUUCAAAAGCAGUUUUCUUCCUUGAAAGGAAUUUAAUGAGCCAGAACUAAAAUUUAAAUGUAGUACUCUUAUAACCAAGGAAACAUUGCAAUUGAUUCCUGAAGCUUUCUAAUUUAGAUGGCUAAAUGCUGCCAUGGACUUAAGCCUUAAAGGGGCCAGUAUUAAUCCUGAGCAUUAACAAGUUUUCUUUUUCUUUUCUUUAAAAAAUUAUUUGUUGAAAAUUCUUUCUCCUAGACUCCUGCCUUUGAACGGCUUUAAAACUUAAUACACUUUUUAAAAAGUGCAAUGGGAUGAGAUUAUGCUACUUUAUUAAAAGCAUGUUUUCUGUUUCUUAGCUGUGAGGUCAUUUAAUUGAAUAAAGAUCAUAGCACCAUG